AUGAACGCAGAGAUCUACCGCACUCUCGCUGCCAUUCGCGAAGAGCCCCAGAUCGUCAUCGAUGUGGUAGAUCGCUUCGACACAGCUCUUCUCACUUGCACUGACGGCUGGACCCGUGGCGAGAACAUGGUUAUACUUCCUGAUAACCUCCCCACCCUCUUCGGAAACGGGGUUGUCGAGCUCUUCAAGAAGGCACUGGCCGAGAAGGCAGGACUGCCGAUCGAUCUCACUCCUAUGGAGAGCGCCAAUAGCUCACACACUCUUGUAAAGAUGCCAAAAAACACCGGACACUCACCUCAAGUGCAAUUCAACGAUCUGUCUGUACAGACACCGGGUUCUGACCGUACUGCGAUCGACAUAGCCACCCUUACUGCUGCCUUCAAGAAGGCUCCUCGACCGAUGAACUGCUGGAUCAUCUUUCGAGAUGCGAUGCACAAGCAGCUGAAGGCUCAGUUUCCGAAUCUCACUGUUCAGGAGAUCUCUACACGCUGCUCCGAAAUUUGGCGCAGCCUGACCCCAGAAGGCAAAAAGCCCUGGCAGGCUGCUGCACAGUCGGCGAAAGAAGAGCACCUCCGCCAGCACCCCGACUACAAGUACACUCCCAGGAAACCUGGCGAGAAAAAGAAACGUCAGUCGCGCAAAUCUAAGCGUGCAUCAGCGGCUGCAACUGUUCCGGAGGUUCUCAAUUUCCAACUCACCCCCAACAUUCCGUCGACAUCGCCUAGCUCGACCUAUGAACCUGCGCUUCCCGUCGAGGACAUCGCUGCCGAUGUUGGCAACGCCUUCACUGACGACCUUGCUCAGCUCUUCGAGCCGGCAAACGUAUUUGAUAUGUUCGCCCAAGACUCAACAUCUGCGGACUUCACCUACGACUCAGAGUCUUUCCGUCACGGUCGCCUUGACGAGGAGUUCGGCAUGGAUUUCGACAUGAACGCAAAUUUUGCGCUGCUUGAUGAUGAGGCUUUUGCCUUCCGCGACGGCGCAGACGGCAAUGCCAUUCUGCCUGCCUUCUUCCAGGACACCUACUAG
Messenger RNA from Alternaria postmessia, 1029 nucleotides. RefSeq lists its product as uncharacterized. The transcript is spliced from 2 exons. Lineage: Eukaryota; Fungi; Ascomycota; Dothideomycetes; Pleosporales; Pleosporaceae. The coding region runs from base 1 to 1029 and encodes 342 amino acids. Gene Ontology annotation, biological process: anatomical structure morphogenesis; regulation of DNA-templated transcription; cell differentiation. Gene Ontology annotation, molecular function: RNA polymerase II cis-regulatory region sequence-specific DNA binding; DNA-binding transcription factor activity, RNA polymerase II-specific. The record is from RefSeq and is a predicted model, not a curated record.